Messenger RNA from Ambispora leptoticha, 298 nucleotides. The record is from the annotation of a GenBank genome assembly. NCBI's taxonomy places the organism in Eukaryota, Fungi, Glomeromycota, Glomeromycetes, Archaeosporales, Ambisporaceae.
AUACCAAAACAAUUCACAAUAUUCGCAACAAUAUUCACAACAAUACUCACAACAGCAAUAUUCACGGCAAUACUCUCAGCAAUACUCACAACAAUAUUCACAACAGCAACAUUCACGGCAACAAUAUCAACAACAUUCGCCUCGUCAUUCGUAUCCUUAUCAGUAUUCACAACAACAUCAACAAAAUCCUCGCCGUCCUAAUUAUCCACAUCACCAAUAUUCACGGCAGCAGCAGCAUCAUUAUCAUCAACAAUCUUCUCAGUAUCCUUAUCCUCAACAGCAAUAUCCGUGGAAGUAA